AUGGAUAUGGUAAUUAUAUGUAUGGCACGUCCUGGUCGGCGGACGAGAGAGUUUGAGUGCCGUCAAGAUCUGGUCGAGUCUCGGAACACAAUCUGUGCAAACGUUGACAAGAGCCGCGAAUCGGAAACAGGGAAGCCCAACUUAUAUGAGGUAAAGACGGCAAGGAACAGGUGGAGUUCUUCACGGCUUAGUCUUGCACAUGUACAAGUGGUAGACGCCCGGGCCAUGACGAAGGGGUAG
Molecule: messenger RNA, 240 nt
Organism: Purpureocillium lilacinum
Lineage: Eukaryota; Fungi; Ascomycota; Sordariomycetes; Hypocreales; Ophiocordycipitaceae
Source: RefSeq, a predicted model, not a curated record